Messenger RNA from Patiria miniata (bat star), 2104 nucleotides. RefSeq names its product D(2)-like dopamine receptor. Lineage: Eukaryota; Metazoa; Echinodermata; Asteroidea; Valvatida; Asterinidae. Gene Ontology annotation, biological process: G protein-coupled receptor signaling pathway. The coding region runs from base 385 to 1566 and encodes 393 amino acids. The record is from RefSeq and is a predicted model, not a curated record. The transcript has 3 exons. Gene Ontology annotation, molecular function: neuropeptide Y receptor activity. Gene Ontology annotation, cellular component: membrane.
CUGUGCGAUAUUAAUUCGUGAAAUCAAUAAUUCGGCAGGCUCAAAGGCCAGGUAGAAUCUCUUCUUACGGCAGACCGAUGUAUUUCUCCUUCUGCGGUGUUAUAUUUAACACCAGUGGUGUUGCUGCACUCGCACGGCUAGAUCCACUCCUGCCUACCUGAAGCUUGUAUCGGAGUGCGCAAUGACGCUGAUGUGUCAUGUCUUCAAAGAACCACACCAUGCAAUUCUUUUAAACGUAUUAACAGCUACCAAAAGUGUUUCGUGAUGAACCAUUCAACACAUGACACAUUUACGUCCGGACUACAGACGUUCUGUCCAGCGUCUACUCAUCACAUCCUUACUCCAGAUCCUACGCAGAUACUCAUUUAUUGAUGUUAUAGGUCUAUGAUAACUGAGGUGUACAAACAAAGCAAGUCGAUACUACAGAGAGGGCAGACGACCGCUGUGCAAUCGCGUCUCGUGAGAAAGUCACGUCUGCGAUGCUUUGAAGAUACACCGAGGGUAACUGUUGCAGGGGGAAACAAGAUGGCGUCGGUGUACUGGCAAUGGCUUACCAUCAUCAAACUCUGCCUUGGUAUCUUUGGCGUCGUUGGUAACCUUCUUGUGAUCAUUGUGUACAUCAGCAAGAAGAAGAGGCAGAAUACCACCAACACUCUGAUCCUAGCCCUAGCCAUAACCGAUAUGUUCACUUCUGCCAACAUCAUCCCCUGGCCCACGCAGUUGGAGGUGGUACCACAGGGCGCCCUCGGCCAUUUGUACUGCGGCCUGGUCUUCGCCAAUUUCUUCAUGUGGACGUCCAUUGUGGCCUCCGUCGGCCUCCUUACCAUGUUAUCCGUGGAGCGAUACCUAGCUGUCUGCCGCCCUCUGUGGUACCGUACGGUCUUCAGCAAAUCGCGACCCUGGUACUUCAUUGCGGGCAUGUGGGCUUUCGGCGCCGUAGAGAAGUCCUUCAACUUAUACUGCACAGUCCCCUCCCCGGAAGGGACUUGCCUGUACGAAGUUCCAGGAGGUCUCGGCUUUAAAUAUUUCCUCGCGAUUGGCGUCUUCAUCAUCGAGUACUUGGUGCCACUGAUGGUGAUGCUGGUUACCUAUGUCAAGACAAUCCAAGCCCUCAAGCAGCAGGCGUGUAACCUCUUGGAGCAGAUCGACUCUAGGAACAACCCGGCCUACUCCUUGCUCCAGACUCGCCGCAAGGUCAUCGAGAUGCUUCUUGUGGUCAUUGUUGCCUUCUCCAUCUGCUGGGGGCCUCUUCAGUUCGCCUUCAUGAUCGGCUCCCUGAGCGCAGAGGACUAUCUCCUCAGUACCCUCCAAGACGCGUUCACCGUCUUGGCUUUCUUCAACUCCUGCGCCAAUCCCAUCAUCUACACGUUCAAAAACAAAACCUUCAGGAACGCGCUGCGCGACCACUUCCAGUACUGGCGUCGUCGCGGCGGCCGCGGGAACGCGGUGAGUUCGGUCGUCGUCGGAACCGGCAUGGAGCUUGAAACUAAAGUAACCGUCGCACAGAAGACUACAAGGGCGGUGGAACGCCCUCACGCGUUGAGAGAUCUACCUGACAUUGGAUAAUACUUUUCAACGAUUUCAGCUUCAUUAUCGAGGGAGGAACACAUAGAAGUACAAAUGAGAGGAACGACAGUGUCAGUAUUUAAAAAUGGGUGUUUUUAUUUUCGUUUAUAAGGAGAACAAUUUUGCACUUAUAUACAUGUAUUAUGAUUUCACGACGCAGUCAUCAUACCUGAUCAGACUAUACUUUCCAGGAAAAAGUGCGGCAUGCAUAUCGUGCAUUUCAAGACCGUACAUAUAAGAAACUGCGCAUGGUCAAUGAUAAUCAGUGUGAUAAAAAGUAGCUGUGCUCCGCCCAUGUCCAUAUUUGGUAUCAUCCUUGCUCCAUCCUGAUUGGAUGUUGUCAGUUGACUUACAGGCCCAAACCAACCGCACGAACCAUAUAAGCUUAUGCAAUCUUAAUUGAGGAAGUCUUUUGUGGUAUCUUGUGAGGUGAUGCUUCCUCCAUGGGUGAUGAUAGCUUUUCCCACAUGCGAAACAUAAAGUGUCUUCAAAAAGCCACUCAUUUAAAAGUACGAAGAUACGUCACAGCGGCGCACCC